Colossoma macropomum (tambaqui) is the source of this 1165-nucleotide messenger RNA. RefSeq names its product prostaglandin E synthase 3b (cytosolic) (gene ptges3b). Gene Ontology annotation, biological process: chaperone-mediated protein complex assembly; protein folding; telomere maintenance via telomerase. The coding region runs from base 203 to 673 and encodes 156 amino acids. Gene Ontology annotation, molecular function: protein-folding chaperone binding; Hsp90 protein binding; prostaglandin-E synthase activity. The transcript has 8 exons. NCBI's taxonomy places the organism in Eukaryota, Metazoa, Chordata, Actinopteri, Characiformes, Serrasalmidae. Gene Ontology annotation, cellular component: cytosol; nucleus. The record is from RefSeq and is a predicted model, not a curated record.
UCGCGAGGAGGGUGGUGGAAGUUGACAGCAGAAAGCGGCGGUCUUUGCGAAAAGCUCUGGAAACGUCUACAGGCUGGGCUAGGAGCUCCCCAGUGAAGUUCCUUCCUAUCUCGGGUUCAUUGAGACGAGAUCCCCAGGAGGACGACACAGUAAAGAGGAGUUUGCAUUCAGAAUAACCGCGAAAGUGGUAUACGCCAAAGCAAUGCAUCCAGCAACUGCAAAGUGGUACGACAGGAGGGACUACGUUUUCAUUGAGUUCUGUGUGGAGGACAGCAAAGAUGUGGAAGUAAACUUUGAGAAGUCCAAAUUUGGUUUCAGUUGUCUUGGUGGAACUGACAAUGUCAAGCACUCAAAUGAAAUUGACCUCUUUGAAGCCAUUGAUCAAAAUGAGUCAAAACACAGACGCACAGAUCGGUCAGUGUUGUGUUGUUUACGGAAAGCAGAAUCGGGGAAAGCAUGGCCAAGGUUAACAAAAGAAAAAGCAAAGCUCAACUGGUUAAGCGUUGACUUCAACAACUGGAAGGACUGGGAAGAUGAUUCUGACGAGGAGAACUUUGACCGUUUUUCAGAGAUGAUGAACAGCAUGGGAGGAGAGGAUGAAUUACCAGAUUUGGAUGGAGCAGAUGAUGAGUCUGCAGACAGUGAUGAUGAAAAAAUGCCUGAUCUAGAAUAGAGCUGCUUGUCGAUUGCAGACGCAAGGUGGAAGAAUGAAACGAAAGGCAACCAAAAAGGAGAAAUAUCACAUCAACUGUACAUAACAACUCAAAAGGAGAAGAGGAGCUGAAUGAAAGCCAAAUGAACGGACAGUUAUAUUUAACAUCUUGUUGUCCAUGCAGGGGCUGUUCUUCCACCAUUGUAGACACAGCCUCCAUUGAAGGUUAAUAUGCAUACUGUCAGCGCCAGUGAGCAGCCUUGAUUUGUGUUUUGAUCUGAACCUCAAUAUAUCCAUAAUUUGCUUUCAGGAACUGCACUGUACAUGUAUUUUUCAACAGAAAAGCAAUAUAAUUGAUAAAAUGGUGAGCAAAAUACAUUGUAAUUAAAAGGCAAAGGAAGACCAUGUUUUAAAUACUUCUCCACACACAUUCACACCCUUCCCAAGAUUUGUGUGUUUAGUGGAAUCAGCAUAGAUGGCAACCCUGUGAUUAAAAUUGAGAAUGAUAAAGAA